GAAUGUUAAGCAUUUAUUUUUCAACCAAAAUUUUAUUCCUAUUUUUCUUAACUAUUUUUACAGUUUCUAAGUGUCAUGCCUACCAACAAGCUGUAAAAUGAUCACCCUGAAUGAUCAAGAUCAACCUGUCCCUUUUAACAACUCACAUCCAGGUGAAUACAAAAUUGCGGCCCUUGUCUUCUAUAGCUGUAUCUUCAUAAUUGGAUUAUUUGUCAACGUCACUGCAUUAUGGGUUUUCAGUUGUACCACCAAGAAGAGAACCACUGUAACCAUCUAUAUGAUGAACGUGGCAUUACUGGACUUGAUAUUUAUCAUGACUUUACCCUUUCGAAUGUUUUAUUACGUAAAAGAUGAAUGGCCAUUUGGAGAGUACUUCUGUCAGAUUCUUGGAGCUCUCACAGUAUUUUACCCAAGUAUUGCUCUAUGGCUUCUUGCCUUUAUUAGUGCCGACAGAUACAUGGCCAUUGUACAGCCGAAGUAUGCCAAAGAACUUAAAAACACAUGCAAAGCCAUGCUGACGUGUGUGGGAGUAUGGAUAAUGACCUUGACCACAACCAUCCCUCUGCUAUUGCUCUAUAAAGACCCGGAUAAAGGCUCCAGCCCCGCCACCUGUCUCAAGAUUUCUGACAUUAUCUAUCUAAAAGCCGUGAACGUGCUGAACUUCACUCGACUGACAUUUUUCUUCUUGAUUCCCUUGUUCAUCAUGAUUGGGUGCUACUUGGUCAUUAUUCAUAGUCUCCUUCAUGGCAGGACGUCUAAGCUGAAACCCAAAGUCAAGGAGAAGUCCAUAAGGAUCAUCAUCACGCUGCUGGUGCAGGUGCUCAUCUGCUUUAUGCCCUUCCACAUCUGUUUUGCUUUCCUGAUGCUGGGAUCGGAGGAGAACAGUUAUAAUCCUUGGGGAGCCUUUACUACCUUCCUCAUGAACCUCAGCACGUGUCUGGAUGUGAUUCUCUACUAUAUUGUUUCAAAACAAUUUCAGGCUCGAGUCAUUAGUGUCAUGCUAUACCGUAAUUACCUUCGAAGCAUGCGCAGAAAAAGUUUCCGGUCUGGUAGUUUACGGUCACUAAGCAAUAUAAACAGUGAAAUGCUAUGAAUAAUAGAAAGGCUUUUUUUACUUCAAUCACAUUAAAAUUCACUUUACGAAUAGUCUGAGGUCAAUGAGUAUUUUGUAUAAUACUAUCAAGUCCCUUUUCUCUUGAAAAAAAUAAAUUCAUUAUCUUCGUUUAAAAAAUUUAUAUAAAACAUUUUUGCAAAUUAUU
Messenger RNA from Callithrix jacchus (white-tufted-ear marmoset), 1259 nucleotides. The record is from RefSeq and is a predicted model, not a curated record. NCBI's taxonomy places the organism in Eukaryota, Metazoa, Chordata, Mammalia, Primates, Cebidae.